AUGAUAAACUUUGUACGAAAUGAUAAUUUAAGGAAAAAUAAAAUAAAAGAUCCAGUAGUUACCGGUGGAGCAAUUAACACAUCUUCAAUUACAAUUAAAGCUACUCGAGCACCUCAAAAAAACCCGACUCGAAAAAACCCGACUCGAAAAACCCCGACUCGAAAAACCCCGACUCGAAAAAACCCAACUCAAAAAAACCCGACUCGAAAAAACCCAACUCGAAAAAAACCAACUCAAAAAAAACCAACUCAAAAAAAACCAACUCAAAAAAACCCAAUAACUCCAAUAACCCCAAUAAUUCCGACAGAUCCAACAGAUCCAACAGCUCAAACAACUCCAACAAUUGUAGAUGAUGAUAACGCUAACAAUAGCGGCGGUGCUGAUCCAAAAAAUUCCGUAUCUCAAAUAAGUCCAGUAGCCAUAAUGAUAAUGGUUUCAAUAUUUUUACUGGUAUUUUUUACAUUAGGUAUUUUACUAUAUCGUAAAUAUUUCUAUUAUAGGAAAGCGAGAAAAAUAGAUCUAGAGAUACAAUCUAAAACUAUCAAAUUACCUAUAAGUGGCAAUAAUCAUCGAUUAAGUAUUGGUAAUGGUAGCAAUGAUAAUAGUCCUGCUAAUAAUAACAACGGUGCUCUUAUCAAUGGUAGCAUGGGAAUUGCUUAUAAUGAAAAAUCUCUUGAACCGGUCAAAAAAUUUCCAAAUAUACCGCCCGUAAUUGAAUUAAAUAGAAUAUCUACUUUGAAAAUAAAUUAUAAUAAAAUGGUUAAGGUUGCAGUGCUCGGUGCUUCUGGAGGUAUUGGACAACCUCUUUCCUUACUUCUUAAACUUAAUGAAGCUGUUACAGAACUUGCGGUAUAUGAUGUUGUAAAUACUCUUGGGGUAGCAGCUGAUUUAAGCCACAUUAGUACACCAGCCAAAGUCACUGGCUACUUACCAGCUAAUGAUGGUAUAAAAAAUGCUUUAAUUAAUUCACACCUCAUAAUUAUUCCUGCUGGUGUACCUAGAAAGCCUGGAAUGACUAGAGAUGACUUAUUCAAGAUUAAUGCAGGAAUUGUUAAAAAUUUGGCAACUAGUAUUGCUCAAUAUGCACCGAAUGCCUAUAUUCUUGUAAUAUCCAAUCCAGUCAAUUCAACGGUUCCAAUUUUUGCUGAAGUUUUGAAACAAUACAAUGUAUUUAAUCCAAAGAAACUUUUUGGAGUAACAACACUUGAUAUAGUUCGUUCAUCAACUUUUACAAGUUCAAUUUCUGGAGCCGAUCCUCGCGAUGUCUGUGUUCCUGUUGUUGGAGGUCAUAGUGGCGUGACUAUCAUUCCACUAUUAUCUAAAAUUUCACCAUCUUAUAAUUUCACACAAGAUCAAAUUGCUUCACUAACAAAUCGUAUUCAAUUUGGCGGUGAUGAAGUUGUUAAAGCAAAAGAUGGUACUGGAUCUGCAACUCUUUCUAUGGCAUAUGCAGGCGCCAAGUUUGCAUCUUCUGUUUUGGAUGCAACAGUUAAAGGUAAACCUGGUAUAAUUGUGCAAUCAUAUAUUAAUCUUGAUGCUGAUAAGGAAGGUAGUUUUCAACUUAAAAACACAAUUGAUAACUUGGAAUAUUUUUCAACAAAUAUUGAAUUGGGACCAAAUGGUGUUUCAAAGAUUCUUCCACUUGGUAAUCUCACUGAAUAUGAACAAUCACUUCUUAAGGCUGCAAUUUCUCAACUUAAAGCGAACAUUAAUAAAGGUGUUUCUUUUAUGACAGAAAAAUCAAAAUUGUAA
Messenger RNA from Entrophospora sp. SA101, 1752 nucleotides. The record is from the annotation of a GenBank genome assembly. Lineage: Eukaryota; Fungi; Glomeromycota; Glomeromycetes; Entrophosporales; Entrophosporaceae.